UUUUUAAAUUCAAGUUGUCAUCGUCGCCAUUUGUCAGAUUUAUUUGUUAAAAAUGCCGAGUCAAGAGGUGACAACAACUAAAGUGGUGGUUCACCCAUUAGUUUUAUUGAGUGUCGUGGACCAUUUUAAUCGUAUGGGCAAAAUUGGCAACCAAAAACGUGUGGUUGGUGUUCUUUUAGGUUGCUGGCGGGCUAAAGGUGUUCUAGAUGUUUCAAACAGUUUUGCAGUUCCUUUUGAUGAAGAUGACAAAGAUAAGUCGGUGUGGUUUCUGGACCACGAUUACCUAGAAAACAUGUAUGGAAUGUUCAAAAAGGUAAACGCACGUGAACGGGUAGUCGGUUGGUAUCACACAGGGCCAAAAUUGAACCAGAAUGACAUUCAAAUAAACGAACUGAUCAGAAGGUAUUGUCCAAAUUCGGUAUUAGUAAUUAUUGAUGCGAAACCUAAGGAUCUCGGUCUUCCCACUGAAGCCUACCAGGCUGUAGAAGAGGUACACGAUGAUGGUUCACCAACAUCGAAGACUUUUGAGCAUGUUCCUAGCGAAAUUGGGGCAGAAGAGGCUGAAGAAGUUGGUGUUGAGCAUUUGCUAAGAGAUAUUAAGGAUACAACAGUGGGUACAUUGUCUCAAAGAAUCACGAAUCAAUUGUUGGGGGUGAAGGGGCUGCAUUGUCAGCUGAGAGAAAUUAGAGACUAUCUCAUACAAGUUAGUGAAGAAAAGUUGCCUAUUAAUCAUCAGAUUAUCUAUCAGCUGCAAGAUAUCUUCAAUCUUUUGCCUGAUAUUAAUCAGGAGAACUUUAAUAAAGCAUUUUAUGUUAAAAACAACGAUCAGAUGUUGGUUGUGUAUUUGGCAGCAAUGGUGAGAUCUAUUGUAGCUUUACACAAUCUUAUUAACAAUAAAUUAACAAAUAAAGAUGCUGAAGAAGGAAAAAAAGAAGAAGCCAAAAAGGAUAAAGAUAGCAAAGACAAAGAAAAGGAAAAGGAGAAAGAUAAGGAUGCUAAGAAGGAUGAAAAGAAAAAAUAACUUAUUAAUUUUUAAUUCUUUAAUAUAACAACUAAUUUCAUAAUGCACUAACAGUAAUGUGUUGUAUAAAAUAUAUUAUUAAAUUUUUUUAUAAAAUAUUUACA
Brassicogethes aeneus is the source of this 1125-nucleotide messenger RNA. NCBI's taxonomy places the organism in Eukaryota, Metazoa, Arthropoda, Insecta, Coleoptera, Nitidulidae. The record is from the annotation of a GenBank genome assembly.